UUCAUCCAUGGGAUGUGGGCAUCACUGGCUGGGCCAGUAUUUGUUGCCCAUCCUUAAUUGUUAAGAGUCCACCAUAUUGCUGUGGAUCUGGAGUCACAUGUAGGUCAGACCAGGUAAGGAUGGCAGAUUUCAUUCCCUAAAGGACAUUAGUGAACCAGAUGGGUUUUUCCUGACAAUUGACAAUAGUUUCAUGGUUAUCAUUAGACUCUUAAUUCCCGAUUAUUAAUGAAUUCAAAUCCCACCAUCUGCCAUGGUGGGAUUCGAACCCAGGUCCCCUGAACAUUACCUGGGUCUCUGGAUUAAUAGUUUAGCAAUAAUACCACUCGGCCAUCACCUCCCACUAGCAUGGUAUAUGCUUUGAUCUGAAGUCAUAAGAUUUGAUGGGAGAUCUAUAUUAAUAUUAAAAAUGCCAACCAAAUCCACAUGAAUGAGUUUGUACUCUCUCCUAGUAGAAUACAGUUUAGGACAGAGAUGGCAAUAGAAUCCAGAUUAUGGUUGGUAGAUAUGAUUGAGUAUGAUUAUUGAUCUGGCAUUAGCCCUUGAAAUUCAUGAAGAGAAUUUGCAGGGUGACAAAGGUUGAAUUAUCUGAGCAUUGUCCUGAUCCAAUACCUGUUUAUUGGUCCAUUUAAUGGUUUGUUUAUUAUUUCAUCGUGCAGUGAUUUUUUUUUUUUACAGCUGAAUAAUCAGAUGGAGAUUUUCAUUUCAACAGGAUAUCAAACGUUGAACAGAAAUAACGAUAUUGAAGUCACAUGGCCUGUGGGAGGACAGACAGCUAUAUUGGCCUGCAUUAGUGAGCCAAUUUCAAUCAGUCAGCACAUUUUGCUAAUGUUUUGUGAUACUAGACCAUAAGUUGCUUAGCUUUGUUGAAUUGUAUAUCAUAACUUCCUAUAUUAGGGUCUGAACUCUCAAACUAUGUGCAUUGCUCGUACAAAAUCAUAUAUCAUCUACAUGAGCAUAAGCAAUUCUUGGUACACCAUUUUACUUCAUGUUUUGCAUGAAGGUGGGACAGUAGCAACUCUGUGUUUAAAAAAAAAGCACAAUACUGCCUGUUGGAUUUAUACCACAAUUCACAACACUAUUUUUUUAAGUCUAUAAUCUCAAAAUUUAAUGUUAAGUUGGUUCUCUGAUCCAUUUGAUGAGAAAGUCAUUUUAAAAAUUGUGCAGUGUGUUAUAAUUUCUGUACACAAGCAUGUUAUUGUUUGCAGGUAUUAUCCAACCCUGGAAUGGGUUCCAUGACCGAUACCUUAUUGAAGAUUACCUGGAUCUGUUUGAUCUGGCCGCUUAUCAGAUUCAGAGUCAGAUAGCCAAUGCUUCUGCUGAACAACCAAUUAAAAGCAACAUGGUCAUUGGUGAAGCAAGUGCUUCAACAAUGUGGGAUAAUAAUGCUUGGCAGAAUUUUUAUCAUCGCACUGCUGAUGGUGAACCACCAUAUUUAAUUCAGGACUUCCUUCAUGCAGUUCUGCCAUCUGCUAAACUCAUUGUUAUGCUGAGGGACCCUGUUGAGAGGCUGUAUUCUGAUUACUUGUACUUCAUAAGCGCUAACAAAUCUGUCGAGGACUUUCAUGAAAAAGUAAAAGAUUCACUGCAAAUAUUCGAUGGAUGUUUGAUGCACUCUUCCCUUAGAUCCUGUGUGUACAACUGCACCGUGAACUCUGCCAUGCCUGUGAGAUUGCAAAUUGGGUUAUAUGCAGUCUUUCUGUGGGACUGGUUUACAGUUUACAAUCCAAACCAAUUCCUCAUUCUCCGGCUGGAAGAACACGCUGCUGAUUUGAGAAAGAGCAUGCACCGAGUCUUCAAUUUCUUGAACUUGGGAAGUUUGACUGAUCAACAGGAGGCAGCCAUCAUUAACAAUCCUGCAUCAAAUACCAGGCGUCCCAAAGACAAAAGCCUUGGACCUAUGUUGUCAAAAACCAGGGAGCUUCUCAAGCAUUUCUAUGGGCCAUUCAAUGAAAAGCUGGCUUUGUUACUUAAUGAUGAUUCUUUCUUAUGGGAACAAUAGAGACCAAAUUCAUAAAAUUGUAAAAUAUCAAAUGUUUUAUAUGCUUUCUUCACUUUGUGGAAUGUUCAACAAAAUGUUGAUGUUCAAGUUCAAAAGUUAUUUUUUUAAGUUUAUUUUUAAACUUUUAACUGAAGACUUGUCCAAAAUUCAGUAGAAGGCGUGUCUGAACUUUAACCAUAAUUAUAAAGGUGAACAUUAUCUGUAUGCCCUCAUGUAACUUUCUGUGGAAUAUGUAGAUGUAUAAUACUUGACACUGUGACUGUCAUACAAAAGUCCUGAGUUUGUGUAAACAUUUUUUUAAAAGAAAGUAAUUCCUCAUGUGGUUUUAAAUAUUUUGUAGGAUUUUCAAUUAUGCAUAUGUACUUGGUAACAAUGAAAUCUUUACAGAAUAUGUUUAAAUAUUGCUAUCAAACAUACAUAAGAGAUUUCAAUAACAGUGCCUACUUUAGUCUUCCGGGAAUUCAUAUACCAUAAUUAUGGUUUAGUAAUGGAUGCAAGAGCUACUAUUUUUAACUUAUUUUUAUUGCUUCCCUCUCUGUUGGUUUAUGUUGUGGAGUGAAAGAGGAAUGUCUCUAACAAUUGUGCUGAUUGAGUUCUACAAAUUCCAUUAUCUUUGUUUCCCAUCAGUUAAGAACAGUUACCAGCAUUUGUUCUUUGUUCUCAAACAAACAGUUUGCUAUAGUUUACUUGCUUCUAGGCAAAACUAUGACUGGUGAAAUGUUAAUUCUUUCUUCCACAAAUAGAAUUGGACAAAACUGUAUUUUCGAGGUCCGUGUGCACAGCAAACCUAUUUUUUUGUGUAACACUCAGUCACUGUUUAUAAACAGAAGUUUGCACUGCCUAUUUGCGAUGAAUCUAUGCUUGAUUUUACUGGGAAUUGCUUUUUAAUCCACGGUCAUAUCAUUUGCAUUUGUCAUCAACUAUGUUAGGAAAGUUUAUGUAGCAGUGCCCUCUAUUGUCAAGUGGUUUAUAAGUUGAACAUUCAGUUUAAAUGAACAAAUGCAGGUUCAAAGAAUCUCAAAUGCAUGUUUGUGGUAGUGGAUAUUACAUUUAUCUGAAAUGUUAAAAUUUCAGUACAACAAAGGUUUUCAAAGUUUAUCUUGUAAACUGCAUCAGGAAGAAUAUGGUUUAACUGGUUGAAACUCCCUGGGCACACUUAGCAAUAAAGACCAUUAAUUUGCCGAAUGCU
Rhincodon typus (whale shark) is the source of this 3188-nucleotide messenger RNA. RefSeq names its product carbohydrate (N-acetylgalactosamine 4-sulfate 6-O) sulfotransferase 15 (gene chst15a). Gene Ontology annotation, molecular function: N-acetylgalactosamine 4-sulfate 6-O-sulfotransferase activity. The transcript has 5 exons. Gene Ontology annotation, biological process: hexose biosynthetic process. The coding region runs from base 1190 to 1999 and encodes 269 amino acids. The record is from RefSeq and is a predicted model, not a curated record. NCBI's taxonomy places the organism in Eukaryota, Metazoa, Chordata, Chondrichthyes, Orectolobiformes, Rhincodontidae.